AUGAACGUCUCUGUCCUCAGCAUUCCCCAGGCCGGUCCCAACAACAUCGGGGAAUUCACCUGUGGGUACGAGGAGAAUGUGAGCGGGAGGUGGAUCCCGUCCCCCAGGAGCUGGGCUGUGAACGUCACUGUGAAUGUCACCAGGACUGGACUCAUCUCUUCCCCCUUCUCCUCAUUCAAUCAUGGUCUCUCCCACUCCACUGACCCCUCUGCCUCUGUUCUAGAUCACCUGUCGGCCCCCACACUCUCUCUGGACACCAGGUACACAGUGUAUCUCCCAGGGGAGCGGGUUACCCUCACGUGCUCGGCUCCUAGGGGUGAGCUGGUUUCGGGAUAUAGAUUCUCCUAUCAAAAAGGGCAGCAGGACCCCAGUGCAGUCCAACACCCGAAUGAAGGUACCCGGCUGGAGCUCACAGCUGAGAAGGGAAAUGCUGGGACAUACACCUGUGCGUACUGGAGAUGGGAAUCCAAUCAAGAGAUCUCAUCUGGGAACAGCAACUCCGUCUCCAUCACAGUGACAGACACCCCAGAAGCCCCCACCCUCUCCCUGAGCCCCCCGCACCAGCUGUACCUCACCGGGGAGUCUGUUCGGCUCACGUGUUCACCUCCCCGUGGAGAUGAGGCAGUUACAAGAUUUCAGGUCUACAAGUACAGGGGAAAGAACAUCUCACCUGAUGUCUUAUCCAACUCCAGGGCCACAAACUUUAAAUUGAAGCCAGGGGACUCCGGGUCGUACACCUGCCUGUACUGGAUACGCGUAUCUGGAAGGGAGAUCCCAUCUGUGCAGAGUGCCCCGGUCUCCAUCUCUGUGAGAGGUGAGUGCUGUGCUUUCUCCAGCUUCCCUUGGUGCCUUUGCUUUACGGAGACUCCCCAGAUUUCCUGUGGGCAACCCAGAACCUGCAGUUAA
This is a messenger RNA of Chrysemys picta bellii (western painted turtle), 906 nucleotides long. The record is from RefSeq and is a predicted model, not a curated record. Lineage: Eukaryota; Metazoa; Chordata; Testudines; Emydidae.